Molecule: messenger RNA, 1736 nt
Organism: Humulus lupulus (European hop)
Lineage: Eukaryota; Viridiplantae; Streptophyta; Magnoliopsida; Rosales; Cannabaceae
Exons: 3
Coding region: 114-1643 (509 amino acids)
Source: RefSeq, a predicted model, not a curated record
AGGUGCGAUAUUAUUAAUAUUAAUAAACUGUUUGAAUGGAAUGUCGAAGAAAAUGGCGUUAAUAAUUCCUAUCUGAGUAAUUUUACCACUGAGAAAGGGCACAAACUAACAACAUGGAAAUUCCAAUCGAUCUGAUAAAGCAGGUACAGAUCUCGCUCCGGAGCCACGCCAGUCUCUCCUCCUACGACCCAAACGACAACUCCUUCCCCAUUCUCCCUUCCCUGGAAGAAGCUCUAGCGUCCCUUGAUCCCUCGCCGCCAUAUCUUCGCUGCAGGCAUUGCAAUGGUAGACUCCUUAGGGGCUUACAGUCUUUCAUUUGCGUCUUAUGUGGUGGAGAAGCAACUAAGGAGGACCUCCCACCUGAACCCAUCAAUUUUCGAAACACUCUUGGUUAUCAAUGGCUUCUUCAGUCCUUGAGUUUGGAUGGAUCGGAGACCGUGUCAUCACCUGUUGAAACCAAUAAUUCACACCGAGGAAGGAAUGCACCGAAAGAUGAAUUCCCAUUGUCUGAACUUUUAGAUCUAGAGAUAAAAUGGCCUUCUGAAUCGGAGAGAUUUGAAUCUCGUUUCCUAAAGGAGACGCCAGAUCAGAGCAAAAGCUCCUUAAAUUUGUCAGGAGUCAGGCUUGAGAAUUUUUUUGCUGAAGAAAAGAAUGGCGAUGCUUCUGAUGCGACUGUAGAGUCAUCAGUGAGUACCAACCAGGUCAAUACCAAACACAGUGUACAGGGUUAUGGAAAUCUUGAUUUGUUUGAGAAUGCUCAGCAUUUUGAAACUGCUGUUCUAUCUAAUGAAGGUGAGAGUAAUGUCUCUGAUUCUGGUUGGGGUGCAAAUUUUCAAUCUGCUUCUUCUGCAAUGCCUAAUGAGGAAGCAAAACCGAUUGACCCUUUUGUGGGUUCUGUGGAUCUUUCCAAUCACAUGGAUGAAGUAUUUGGAGCUGGAAAAGACAAGAAAGAUGUAGAGACAACAGGAUCUUCAUCCAUGGCUAGUGAGUGGUUUGAUGAUUCUUGGAAUAAUUCCAAAUCUGGGUUAACUGGUCCUUCAGAUGAGUUUAAAACGAACACAAAUGUGAAUACUGGAAGCUUGGUGGAAAAUGUGAGUUAUUCUUCUUCAAAGCAUGUUGAUUGGGUCCAAGAUACUAGAUGGCAAAGUACUAGCAACAAGUUGCCUGACAGUAAGGCUGAUGAGGGACAUGAUUCAUUUGAUGAUUGGAAUGACUUUACCAGCUCAACUGUUACAAACAAUCCUCCUAAUAGUUCUUUGAAACAAACCUCGGUGCCUUUUGAUGACAUGACAUCAGAAGUAAAUUUGUGUAGCUCAACUAAUCACCAACCGGAUAUAAACUUGUUCGAUAGCCUUUCACAACAAGGUGUCGUUUCAGCAGCAUUUAGCAGUCCAACUGGUUCCACAGAAGGGAGUAAAAUGCUGUCAGAAGCCUCUAGUUUAGACAGGACAUCUGGUGAUAAUACAAUGGUUGGAGGGAACCCAGAAGAUGUCGAGAAGGGCAGAAAUGCAGAAAUCAAGUCUGGGGCAAAUGAUGUUGAUAUGUUGCUAUCUCAAAUGCAUGAUCUUUCUUUUAUGCGCGACAGCAAUCUUUCAGUCCCUUCCUCCCAAGUAGAGGGCUUCAACUCAUUAUCUCAAAAUUGAGGCCUAAUAUUCUCCAUUGUUAUAUCUGAUUAUGUAAUGUUUAUUCUUAGAUCUGUUUUUUCAAUUGUCAUACUAAACUAUUUUUUUGACAUA